AAAAGGUAAAGAGGAAGUUCAUUUAUAGCAACUCCAAAAUAAAAAUAUACACACUAGCCUUUCUCUUCUCCACUUGAGUCUCACUCACUUACCCCUCUAUAUAUAAACACGUUUUGCAUCAAAACACAUCAUCACUUUUUAAUGAAGAUGGGUUGUUAUUUAUUAUCCACUUUGCUUUUACUAUCUUUCGUUGCCUUUGCUUGUUUCUCUAGUGCAGAAAUCUCAUAUCAGGUUGGAAUAUGCUACGGACAACUUGGGAACAACCUCCCUGUACCAACAAAAUCAGUUGACUUAAUCAAAGGUCUCAAAGCCAAAAGAGUCAAGAUCUAUGACGCAAAUCCAGAAAUACUUAAAGCUCUUGAAGGCACCGACCUUCAAGUUUCAGUCAUGGUCCCAAAUGAGCUCAUUAACAACAUCUCUACGAAUCAAACCUUAGCCGACCAAUGGGUCAAAACCAAUGUCGUGCCUUUUUAUCCACAAACCAUGAUCCGUUACCUCCUUGUUGGAAACGAAAUCCUCAGUAACCCACCCAACACCACUUGGUUCAACCUUGUACCUGCCAUUCGCAAAAUUAGAUACUCUGUCAAAAAAUUUGGUCUUGGGAAAAUCAAAGUCGGCACCCCAUUAGCCAUUGACGUGCUUGAAUCCUCUUUCCCACCUUCUAAUGGUACCUUUAGGUCUGACGUUUCGGAAAAAGUCAUGAAACCCUUGUUAAAAUUUUUGAAUCGAACCAAAUCUUUCUUUUUCUUUGAUGUUUAUCCUUAUUUUGCCUGGGCAGCUCAACCCACAGUAAUUGACCUCGACUAUGCCUUGUUAGAGUCCAAGAACAUUACUGUUACGGAUCAAGGUUCGGGUUUAACUUAUACAAAUUUAUUGGAUCAAAUGAUUGAUGCAGUGUAUUUUGCUAUGAAGAGAGUUGGGUACCCGGAUGUACCUUUGUUUAUUGCAGAAACGGGUUGGCCCAAUGCCGGGGGCGUGGACCAAAUCGGAGCAAACAUCUACAAUGCAGCAACGUACAACCGCAAUGUGGUCAAGAAAUUUACGGCUAAGCCACCUGUUGGAACGCCAGCAAAACCAGGAGUUGUUGUGCCGACAUUAUUAUUUGCUUUGUAUAACGAGAAUCAGAAACCGGGUCCGGGUACGGAGAGGCAUUUCGGGUUAUUGUACCCGAACGGAACCAAUGUAUACGGGAUAGACUUGUCCGGAAAGACCCCAGAAUCUGAUUACAAGCCGUUGCCGAGGCCGAGGAACAAUGAGCCGUACAAGGGGAAAAUUUGGUGUGUUGUUGGGAGAAAAGCAAAUGCAAAGGAGUUGGUUGGAGCAUUGACAUUUGCGUGCGGGCAGGGUAAUCGGACCUGUGAUGAGAUCCGACCCGGUGGGAAAUGCUACAAACCGAAUUCUUUAGUCUUACAUGCCAAUUACGCAUUCAGUUCUUAUUGGGCUCAGUUUAAGUCAUCUGGAGGAACUUGUUACUUCAAUGGGCUUGCCAUUCCCACCAAAAGAAAUCCAAGCUACGGAUCUUGCAAGUUUCCAAGCGUCACACUUUAAAGAUGAGUCCAACGGGAAGCUACGCUGGCAACAUUCGGAUUUGGGAUGAGACAAAGCCACGCCUUCUUUUCUAUACGUUAGAAUAAAGUAACACAAAAUUGAAUCGUCUACUGUGAACUCAGCAAAUUGUUGUUGUUUUAUUCUUCUUAUAUUAUUAUUAUUUCAUUACUCCUACUACAUUUGUAUUAUGCCGAAUAGAAGAAAGAAAUCUAACCUAUCUAGAACAAUGUUCAUUUUUUUAA
Capsicum annuum is the source of this 1790-nucleotide messenger RNA. RefSeq names its product probable glucan endo-1,3-beta-glucosidase A6. NCBI's taxonomy places the organism in Eukaryota, Viridiplantae, Streptophyta, Magnoliopsida, Solanales, Solanaceae. Gene Ontology annotation, biological process: carbohydrate metabolic process. The record is from RefSeq and is a predicted model, not a curated record. Gene Ontology annotation, molecular function: hydrolase activity, hydrolyzing O-glycosyl compounds. Bases 142 to 1548 code for a protein of 468 amino acids. Gene Ontology annotation, cellular component: plasma membrane. The transcript has 3 exons.